This is a messenger RNA of Peronospora farinosa, 486 nucleotides long. NCBI's taxonomy places the organism in Eukaryota, Oomycota, Peronosporomycetes, Peronosporales, Peronosporaceae. The record is from the annotation of a GenBank genome assembly.
AUGUACGAAGUGCAAGUUGUGCGGCAUCGAGGAGCCCCCGGGACGCGUGGAGGGCUCGAGGCACUAUGUCGACGAUUCGUGAUGAUUGUGACGGAUCGGUACUUAAAACUGGGCGUGGCUUCUUCAUCGUCAAGCUCUACUACUGUGUUAAGUAUCUCGCAUACUCGCAUUAAGAGUGUACGAGUGAGAGGAAGACUAUUGCGAGUUACUGUGGACAACAACAAUGCUCUAACAGUUCGAUUACGAGACCAGGAGGAGACACUACGAGCUGCUGAAGCCAUGAUGGAUACGUGGGAAAUCGACCCACUUGUUGAAGAUUCAGGGAUACCCUCAGUCCAGUCGGAAGUUCAAGUGGACAGUGACAUGGCUGUACUCGUGAGGCAGUACUUAACCGACUCGAAUUUUCGGCACUUGGUGCACGAGAUUCACGACCAUAUUGAUGCAGCUCUUGCGGCUGACGCAGUGUCCUUCGAGGCACAAGUGUGA